This is a messenger RNA of Fukomys damarensis (Damara mole-rat), 404 nucleotides long. It is a transcript of the gene Hes7, whose product is annotated as hes family bHLH transcription factor 7. NCBI's taxonomy places the organism in Eukaryota, Metazoa, Chordata, Mammalia, Rodentia, Bathyergidae. Gene Ontology annotation, molecular function: RNA polymerase II cis-regulatory region sequence-specific DNA binding; protein dimerization activity; DNA-binding transcription factor activity, RNA polymerase II-specific. Gene Ontology annotation, biological process: anterior/posterior pattern specification; regulation of neurogenesis; regulation of transcription by RNA polymerase II. Gene Ontology annotation, cellular component: nucleus. The transcript has 3 exons. The record is from RefSeq and is a predicted model, not a curated record. The coding region runs from base 4 to 357 and encodes 117 amino acids.
GCAAUGGUUACCCGGGAUAGAGCUGAGAAUAGGGACGGCCCCAAGAUGCUGAAGCCGCUAGUGGAGAAGCGGCGCCGGGAUCGCAUUAACCGCAGCCUGGAAGAGCUACGGCUGCUGCUGCUGGAGCGCACCCGGGACCAGAACCUCCGGAACCCGAAAUUGGAGAAAGCGGAGAUACUGGAGUUCGCCGUGGGCUACUUGAGGGAGCGAAGCCGGGUGGAGCCCCCGGGUACAGAGCGGGGGUGGGGCAGCGGAGGGUGGAGGGGACCCCUGGAGGCUCGGCUGGGGAAGCUGGGGCAGCCUUGCGGUGGACGGUGGGCUUGGGGAGUGGCAGGCUGUGCUCCUAGGCGAGGUUAAUAAUACCCGCGCGUGUCUGUGUCUGUGUCUCCCUCAUUUUUUCUCUC